Messenger RNA from Vanessa atalanta (red admiral), 2865 nucleotides. RefSeq lists its product as uncharacterized. The record is from RefSeq and is a predicted model, not a curated record. Lineage: Eukaryota; Metazoa; Arthropoda; Insecta; Lepidoptera; Nymphalidae. The transcript is spliced from 7 exons. Gene Ontology annotation, biological process: neurotrophin TRK receptor signaling pathway; negative regulation of protein kinase activity; negative regulation of TOR signaling. The coding region runs from base 94 to 1209 and encodes 371 amino acids. Gene Ontology annotation, cellular component: cytoplasm.
CGCGUUUAUCCACUGAACUACUUUGUAUAAUUUUACUACGUUCUUGUAUAUUUUAGUUUUUUAAUAAUCUCAUACUAAUUUACAUCUUGUAAAAUGGCUCUCUGUGUUUGCAAAUGCUUAAAUGUAUCUUUAGAAAGUGAUAAUUUUGAAGAAAUUAUUGAUAUCGGAAAACUGGAUUUAUCUUUGACGGAACAAAGGGAUAUUUUUUUCAGUGAGAAGUUACUAUCAUGCACUUCCAAAUCAUUAAAAAGCCAUGUGGUUCAACCGGCUCUGAUUGGACACCGCAUAGUUGGUCGCUACAAUAUAGAAUCAUGUCUUGCAUGUGGGCAGACUACACAUGCAAUAUUACCUGAAAAGAAUACAGUUCUAAUUUUAAAAUCAAUUCAAACUUCAAUGGAAAACAUAAACAACUUAAAAAAGUCAGAGAAUUUCUCACCAGUAUUUAAUUUAUUAGUGCCAGAAAUUACAAAUGAUAUUGAAAUGAAAGAGAAUGUCGAUACAAAUAAUCAACUGAUUAGUGAUAAAAAUGGCUGCUCUCCGUCUAUUCAAGUGAUUGGAACACUUAGGAAACAACUUAAUCAAACUCUACAAUCACAAUUAGAAGCUAUAGAAGAAACUGUAAGGCAAUUCAGGGAUCAGAAAUAUGCAGAAUAUGAAGCUUACAGGGAAAGGGCUCAGAGAGAUCAUAAAAUUUUAUCUAGUAUUGUAAGUAAAUCACGCAACAACUCUGAAAAAGAUAACUGGGCAAAUAAUUCUACCUUAGACAAUGGACCACCCUCACCUCUUCUACCACCUCUGCAAAGAAGAAGAUUGUCCUCAAUUAAAGAUGCUAAAAAGUUCAAUCAAAAUGUGAAGACCUCUAUUCAAAUCCCACAUGAAGAAGAUUCUUUAGAUGCUGAGGAUAUUUUUGAUUUAGAAGGAAUGGAUUCUAGAAACUACAUGGCCUCUGACCAGGAUGAUUAUGAUUCUGACCAAGGAAGUAAUGACGAAGGCAUUCACAUUGUGCGAUCUCGCGGCAUCCCCGACGCCGACAUCGCGCGCUCGCUUCCCAUUAAUAUGCCCAAAUUUCCAACAGAAAGACAGUCAGUGAGGGAUGUCGAUGACUUUGAGGAGCCGGCCGACAUCGCGGCCAGCAUCAAGGCGCUGGCGCGCUCGGUGCACGGCGACGUGUUCGAGCUGCCGCGCCCGCGCUUCUCCACGCAGAUCUAGCGCCGCCGCCCGCUGCAUCCUAACUCGUGAGGACAUCCGCUGGAGGUGUCGAGACGAGGUCCAUACUGCCCACGCAUUGGUGCUUUUGAAAUGUGAUCAGUGACCCUAAUACCGCUAUAUGGACAGCUAAAUGUUAGUAUUGACGCCGGACGGCUGAAUUAUUUCGAUGUUCGAUGUUUGCGAUCGACGUGCCAUGCGCUGUGGACGGCCCGGUUACGUUCAGUUCUAGCUUUAUAUUUCUUCCUAGAUGUGUAGUUUUAUUCGUGCGACAGAUUCAGAUUUAUGAUAAUAUUAAAAUUUAAUUCGUGGUUGUAAUCUUGUAAACUUCCAUAGUACAUAUAUAAGGACUAAUGUAGUAUGUAAGCAAGAGGCUAUGAAUGUUGUUAAAAACAGAAUAGAUAACAAAUAAACCAAAUAAUUUGUUACAUACCGACGAGGACGCGACGUCCUCGCUAGAAAGAACUGAUUUGUUUAAGUAAAUUUUGAAAACUCAUUUGUAAAUUACAAUGAAUAUUUGUCAUUUUAUAUAUAAAAAUAAUUAUCCCUAGCUCUCAGCUUUAUAAUGUAGAUGAACAAAAGUCAAUUCUGUAACAAGGUUAAUCAAAAUUAACUGUAUGACACAAUUAGUAUCGCGGAGAAAUGUCGGUUUAGUGAAUUAAACAUCCAUCUAAUAUAUAUUUGCGAAAGUUCAGUAAAACCCCCAACACAUGAUAAAUAACUAGUUGUAUGUAAUUUGUCCUUGGACAAGUCCAUUACAAUUUAUUUUUAUCAUUGUUCUUCAAUAAAUCAACGUAAGAGUUCAAAUGGUCGUGUAGCAUUCAUUUAAUUGGUAAUAUUUUAUUAAUUUACUAUUUUAAAUAACUAAGAAUACUAAAUAGCAAAAAAAGAAAGUAAUGUUGUUGCAGUCAGAUACAAGUGACUUGUUGAAUAUAAAAUUAAUCGGGAUUAACCUUGUUACAUCGAUAAUGUGUAUGAAUCCUACGUGACCUUGGCGAUAUAAUCUUUGUCCUGUUGGCACAACCAAGAGCUAUUGAGCAAAGAAUUGAAUGUGUAUGAAUUAUGAAAGUGUUUGUCGAUGAACUUGUUGAAAAUAAUAUCUAUGUGUAUUAAAAUUAACAUCUAAGUCAUAUCUCUGUUAUAGAAUUCAGAGUUUUUUUAUUAAUUUUUACGUCGUGUUAUCUUAAUGAUAAGUGAAAAGUGUACAAAAAUAUUAAUACUUGCAUUUCUUACUAGUCUUUUAGGGUCACGAAAUAAAUCAUAGUUAAAAAUUGUUUACAUACCCGAAUUGUUUAUACAGUAAAUAUAGUCGUUCUGUCAUCAUGCUUACUUAAAAAUUUGUAAUAAGUUUAUUUUUAUAUUCGAUAUAUUGAAUGAGUACAAUAGGACAGGAAUGAAACGAGUUGGCGGCAGACGUUAUGUAUUUGUUUGUGUACACUUUGUUUAUAUGAACAGUUACAAUAUAUAUGUAGUUCUAUGAUCAGUGUCUUCCAGUAGCACUGUACUAAUUAAUCAGUUUCUCUAGUAUUUGUAAUCAGUGUUUCAGCCUUUGUCAAUGGUUUUACUUUCUCUAUAAUUAUUUGUUUCUUUGGAGUGACGAUAACGAGAUGGACUUUGAAUGUAAGGAAUAGUAGUGAUCAUGUAAUAAAAAUGACAGAA